ACUAAAAAUUACACAGUUUUAAACAAGGAGGUUUAUGGAAUAACGAUGAGGGCUAAUAGCUCCAACCUUACCGACAAUAUUUACAUGUACUUUAGACGUAAUGAUAAGGUCAGUACGGCGUCCUGCAGUUCUUGGGAUGGCAAAGGAGAACUUCAUUGGACGACGUCCGACUGUGAGACAGAAAUCGACAACACCACCAUAAAGUGCUCCUGCUCACAUCUGACGUUCUUUGCAGUGCUGAUGUCUCCACCAGAUGCAAGCAACGGCACAGUGCCGGAUCUGGAGUCACUGACUUUAAUCUCUUCUAUCGGCUGCGGCAUCUCCAUGUUUUUUAUGGCCAUUGCUUUAUUCAUGCAUUUCCUGCUACGGAAAGCUGAAUCAAAUCAGGCCACGAAGAUCCUGAUGAACAUGUUUGUGGCUUUGUCUCUACUGAAUGCAUCGUUUUUGUCAAACGAGAGCAUCGCUAACACAGGAGACAACGCUGCGUGUGUCUUCAUAGCGCUGCUCCUGCAUUACUCCAUGCUGGCCUCAUUCACCUGGUUCUUCAUUCAAGCUCUUCAUAUGUACUUAUGGCUCAUCAGACAGAACGUCACUAUCUCAAACUACAUGAGGAAGAUCACCGUGUUGGCCUGGGUGUUUCCUGCUCCAAUAGUCAUAGCUAUUGCUUCUGUAGGAGAAUAUAAAACAGUGGUCAUAAAAUCAACAUCUGGAAAAAUUUCACGAAUGUGCUGGAUUACAAACUCUUACAUUCACUACACGGUGAACAUUGGCUACUAUGCUUUAGUUUUCAUCUUCACGACAGGAAUCUUCAUCAUGAUCGUCACUAAAGUCGUUCAGGCCAGAAACAUAAAAGCAACUAACAGCAAGAGAAAGACGUUCAGAAAGCAUCUGAUGAUGGUGUUGAGUUUGUUCCUGCUCUUCGGUCUGACGUGGUCUGUGGCGUUCUUCAGUAAUGGACCGAUGCUCGUUCCCUCAUAUUACAUAUUCAGUGUGCUGAACUCAUUUCAGGGGUUUUUCCUCUUCCUGUAUUACUACCACAUUCACAAUGACGUCGCGGGUCGUUUCUCUGAUGAUCCAGAAAACACAGACUCCACAACAACCAUCACUCAAUCCAGCAUUAAUGCUGUCGACAAUAUUUAUCACUAGCAUAAUUAAGACUGAACGAUUUCCUUGUCUCAGCCUUUCUUUCUCUCAGCCUAAAAUGACCCUAAAAAAGUUACAUUUUACUGAAAUCACUCAAAACAAAUGAGAAAUAUCUGUUGUUACUAAAAACUUUUUUAUUUUAUUGUGCUUUCAAAUAUUUGAUAUGAUGUGAUAUUACUGUUGUUAGAUUUACUGAGCGUUAUAAUCAUCAUGUGUGAUCACGCUCGUGUCAGAGUGACUCAACACUGAACCUUAUUCAGAAAAAGAUUUACAUCUACAGGAUGACAGUAAUGUCGGCACGCUUGUGGAUUCAGAUAUUUGCAUGAUCAUUUCAUGAAGCAACUUACUAAAAUACACGCACACGGAUGUGAAACAUAUUUGGUUACUGGAAACACAACAAAUACAGUCAUAAUCAGUGAAUCUAUCAGUUGUAUGUUGCUUAUGAUUCUCUGUUAUAUUUCUCAGUGUGUGUUUCUAAUGACGCUAAUAAAACAUAAUUGUAUUAAUCAUGAUGGACUGACUGCAAAGUCAUUUAUUCACUUUAGUUACACUUUUAAAUAGAUGGAUGUCAUUCAUCAGGUCACAAAAUAUCAAAG
Messenger RNA from Carassius carassius (crucian carp), 1739 nucleotides. RefSeq names its product adhesion G-protein coupled receptor G2-like. Gene Ontology annotation, biological process: cell surface receptor signaling pathway; adenylate cyclase-activating G protein-coupled receptor signaling pathway. Lineage: Eukaryota; Metazoa; Chordata; Actinopteri; Cypriniformes; Cyprinidae. The transcript is spliced from 8 exons. Gene Ontology annotation, cellular component: membrane. Gene Ontology annotation, molecular function: G protein-coupled receptor activity. The coding region runs from base 46 to 1146 and encodes 366 amino acids. The record is from RefSeq and is a predicted model, not a curated record.